This is a messenger RNA of Penicillium robsamsonii, 1044 nucleotides long. Its product is annotated as putative C6 finger domain protein. Gene Ontology annotation, biological process: regulation of DNA-templated transcription. Lineage: Eukaryota; Fungi; Ascomycota; Eurotiomycetes; Eurotiales; Aspergillaceae. The transcript is spliced from 3 exons. The record is from RefSeq and is a predicted model, not a curated record. The coding region runs from base 1 to 1044 and encodes 347 amino acids. Gene Ontology annotation, molecular function: DNA-binding transcription factor activity, RNA polymerase II-specific; zinc ion binding.
AUGGACGCAAAUGAUAAGAAGCGCAAUAAGUUAGGAUAUCAUCGAACCUCUGUCGCAUGUGUGCACUGUCGACGACGAAAGAUCCGAUGUCUUGUAGCGCCAGAUGAUACGGAAGGACGAUGUGAAAACUGCAUUCGAUUGCGAAAGGAUUGUCAGUUUUUUCCAGUGGAUCAACAACCACCGAUUGAAAAGAAAUCACGACCAAGCUCGAGAUUGGAAACACCCUCAACCGAGCGUUCAAACACUACACCAAUUGCUUCCUCUCCGCCUAAUUUGAUGCCCGAUCCCGCCGAGACUUUCUACCCAUACCAGGCUAUGCCAAUGAACACCUCGUCUUCGCAGGACAUGUCUACCUACAACGUCGGAAUGGUUCAAACCACCAUGAGUCUAACGCCAGACCGACCCAUGGGACCAGGAGACUUUGCUGGACAUCCACCGAUGGACGCCGGGGUCGCGUGGGACGAAUUUACGACGAUAGCAGACCCGCAGCUAUUGAAUACGAUGGCAGCCGCAAAGGGUCAGAUGAUGAAUAUGUCACCCAAUGUAUGGAAUCCCGGAAGCAUACCCACAGGCCUACCACCCCCUUCACCGAUAUCUGCAGCAUCGUCAAUGGGAGGCCAGCCGAUGGGCCAGGCGCCGGCAUAUGCUAUGCAGCCAGACGGAACAGUUUGGCAGGUCCCACCGCCACCGCCACGAACCAUGAGCUAUCCUGGACAAGACAUAGGCUCAUCAUACCCUAAUCAAUUCCACCAACACAUGCCCCCAGAGCUCAAACGGAGAAUGACAACACCCGCACAAUCCCUGUCUGCCACGAGUGCCAUGGGCCAAGGCUCGCCAGGAACGCCGGAGAUGCAAACACCAGGCUCGGUAUCAUACCCGCCAGGAGUUAACUACCCGCAGUGGCAGGAUAUGAGUGCCAUGUCUGCAAUGGGCGUGGUGUCAUACCCUAUGUACGCCGGUGACCCAGUUUCACAACAUGCAUACCCGCCCAACCCUGCUCCGAUGGGACACCCCGGGGGCCCGUCACGGUCACCCAAUCCAUGA